AGAAGUGGACAAUAUUUACAGCAUAUGGUACAAACAACUUGUUGUAAAACCUCACCAAAACCCCCAUUUGUGUAUUUCCGAACCCUAACACCACUAUUGUGCUUCCAUCUGCAAUGGCUUCUCGCUGUCGUGCAUUCUCAAGACCAGCAAUUAACCUCGUCAAAUCCACAAUGAACAAACAAUCAAGCAUACCCACUUCCUCUUUUCACCUUCCUCGCCCAUUUCCAACACUCUCAAGGCCAUUGCCUCAGAUGGGUUGUCUUCAAUCUUUGCUGCCGCUCCAUACUGCUGUCUCUUCAGCUCGACUCACAUCUUGCCUUGGUAUUGAUUCCAAGGGCUCCAGGUCGUUGUCUCAGGAGUUGGGACUCUCAGUGCCUCGAUAAGAGACGACUAUUGCUCAAGGAAGAAGAGGGUUGUUUACUAGCUAUCACAACUUCUUAUCCUUCUAUAAUUUUCUGCAACCUCUGUUCUUAAUCAUGUAUGAUAUUGGCAGCAUGCAACUUCUGACUUUUGCCUCAAUUGCCCUAAUUUUUUAUUGCUAUUUUGUAAGAUAUUGUCCCUCGAUUCAUUUAGAAACAAUUUUGAAGUAAUAAUGUUUGUACUCAUGCCAUACUGCUCAAGCUGACGUCGUUAAAGCAGUGUUACCAUGAGCGCAUCUCUUCUUUUCUUAAUCCAUUUUGUUGCGUUGUUUGCGA
Solanum dulcamara is the source of this 695-nucleotide messenger RNA. Its product is annotated as protein NONRESPONDING TO OXYLIPINS 2, mitochondrial. Lineage: Eukaryota; Viridiplantae; Streptophyta; Magnoliopsida; Solanales; Solanaceae. The coding region runs from base 114 to 383 and encodes 89 amino acids. The record is from RefSeq and is a predicted model, not a curated record. The transcript is spliced from 3 exons.